This is a messenger RNA of Hyaloscypha bicolor E, 852 nucleotides long. RefSeq lists its product as uncharacterized. Gene Ontology annotation, biological process: GPI anchor biosynthetic process. Lineage: Eukaryota; Fungi; Ascomycota; Leotiomycetes; Helotiales; Hyaloscyphaceae. The record is from RefSeq and is a predicted model, not a curated record. Gene Ontology annotation, cellular component: endoplasmic reticulum membrane; Golgi membrane. Bases 1 to 852 code for a protein of 283 amino acids. The transcript has 3 exons.
AUGCCCGCCCCUCAUGCCCAUUCUUGGGGGUCCUUGAUCUAUGUUAUCAUUCCCUUAUUUUCUGGCUGCGUAUGGCUGGCUAUGCUUCUGGGAAUGCUUUUAUGGUGGACGGUCGAAGAAGGGUCCCCAUACCUUGCGCCAAUGAGACGAAAUCAAACCAUUGCAUACAUCUCAGACGUCGGCGCCCAUAGCCUUCAACCUCUAUUCAUAGCUAUGGGCACAGUGUCAGUUGUAUCCUUCGAUAUCGUCUUCAUCGCCGAACGCUGGCUUCGACACCGCGGCAAGCUUGCACCAAACACCUCCUCGCUUCAAAAAGGACUCUCGAUUUGCGCCAUAAUCGCUGCAAUGGUCGGAGCCAUCGGCCUCAUCCUCCUAACCUGUCUCAAUGAUCUCCACCACAACAAAGCCCACGACGCCUGCCUAGUAAUCUUCAUUGCCGGCUACAUCAUCUCCGCAAUCUUCAUCUGCUGGGAGUACCAGCGUCUCGGCAUCCACCACCGCCAGCACCGCAUCCUGCGCAUCUCCUUCUGGAUCAAACUCACCUUCAUCUUCAUCGAGCUCGGCCUCGCGAUCGCGUUCGGCGUCCUCGGCGAUAAGGACCACUAUAAUGCGGCUGCGGUGUGUGAGUGGGUUAUUGCGCUCAUAUAUGCGUUUUACGUGUGGAGUUUUGCGAUUGAUUUUAUUCCUGCUGUGAGGACGAGGCAUUAUGCGAGUAAGGAGACGGAGUUGGAGAUGGCGACUGCGAUGGAGCAGGACAGUAGGCAGAGAGGCUGGAAUGGGAGUGCGAUGGAGCAGGGUGCUUAUAAUGGGCGAGUUGGGCAGGGCGCGCCUGAGCCAGCCAGGAAUUUUUAG